Molecule: messenger RNA, 3667 nt
Organism: Dama dama (fallow deer)
Lineage: Eukaryota; Metazoa; Chordata; Mammalia; Artiodactyla; Cervidae
Gene: OGFOD1
Product: 2-oxoglutarate and iron dependent oxygenase domain containing 1
Exons: 13
Coding region: 85-1722 (545 amino acids)
Biological process (GO): regulation of translational termination; peptidyl-proline hydroxylation
Cellular component (GO): cytoplasm
Molecular function (GO): peptidyl-proline dioxygenase activity; L-ascorbic acid binding; iron ion binding
Source: RefSeq, a predicted model, not a curated record
CACGGGCAAGGAGGCAUUCUUGGGAUUAUAGUCUCUUUAAGAAAAGAGCUGCUACUUCAGCCUGGCGUGGGUCUUGUAGAAGAGAUGAACGGAAAGCGGCCUGCUGAGCCCGGUUCUGACCGGGCGGGGAAAAAAGGAAAGAAGGAGGUGAUGGCGAAGUUUUCGGAUGCUGUCACAGAGGAAACUUUGAAAAAGCAAGUGGCUGAGGCCUGGAGUCGCAGGACGCCAUUCCGCCACGAAGCGAUUGUCAUGGAGAUGGACCCCUUUCUUCACUGUGUGAUCCCAAACUUCAUCCAAAGCCAAAACUUCUUGGAAGGACUUCAGAAGGAACUUUUGAACUUGGACUUCCAUGAAAAGUAUAACGAUUUAUAUAAGUUCCAGCAGUCUGAUGAUCUGAAGAAGAGAAGAGAGCCCCACAUCUGUGCUUUAAGGAAAAUUCUGUUUGAACAUUUCCGGUCUUGGAUUUCAGACAUUUCCAAGAUUGACCUGGAGUCAACCAUUGACAUGUCCUGUGCUAAAUACGAAUUCUCAGAUGCCCUGCUCUGUCACGAUGACGAGCUGGAAGGGCGCCGGAUCGCCUUCAUUCUUUACCUGGUUCCUCCCUGGGAUGCCAGCUUGGGGGGCACCCUGGACCUGUUCAGCGUUGACGAACACUUUCAGCCGAAGCAGAUUGUCAAGUCCCUUAUCCCUUCGUGGAACACACUGGUUUUCUUUGAAGUGUCUCCAGUAUCCUUUCACCAGGUGUCUGAGGUCUUGUCCGAAGAAAAGUCACGUUUGUCCAUCAGCGGCUGGUUUCAUGGUCCUUCACUGACCAGGCCCCCCACCUACUUUGAACCUCUCAUAACUCGGAGCCCUCACAUCCCGCAAGAUCAUGAAAUUUUGUAUGAUUGGAUCAACCCUACUUAUCUUGACAUGGAAUACCAAGCUCAAAUUCAAGAAGAAUUUGAGGAAAGCUCUGAAAUUCUCCUAAAAGAAUUCCUUCAGCCUGAGAAAUUUGCAGAGGUGUGUGAGGCUUUGGAGAGAGGAGGUGUGGAAUGGAGCAGCCGAGGUCCCCCUAACAAAAGGUUUUAUGAGAAGGCGGAGGAGAGCCAGCUUCCUGACAUCCUGAGGGACUGCAUGGCGCUGUUCCGCUCCGAGGCCAUGUUCCUGCUGCUCUCCAACUUCACAGGCCUGAAGCUUCACUUCCUGGCGCCUUCAGAAGAAGAUGAGCCCGAGGACAAAAAGGAGCGAGACGCAGUCUCUGCUGCUGAGAACACCGAAGGAGGGACUGGUCACAGCUCUUCUGAGCCAGAGAACAGUCGGGCGGCCACCAGCGACAGCAGUCUACAGAGCGAUGGACCAACAGACCCAGAGCCAGAGGAGGACGAAGGAAAGAAAGAAUCAGGUGUUCCCACAUGCCAGGGGGAACUGAGGCACUGGAAGACCGGUCACUACACUUUAAUCCAUGACAACAGCAAGACUGAAUUUGCCCUGGACUUACUGCUCUACUGUGGCUGUGAAGGCUGGGAGCCAGAGUAUGGUGGCUUUACCUCCUACAUUGCCAAAGGAGAAGACGAAGAGCUGCUAACAGUGAAUCCAGAAAACAACUCUUUGGCACUGGUCUACAGAGAUAGAGAAACUCUGAAAUUUGUCAAGCACAUUAACCACCGAAGCCUAGAACAAAAGAAAAGCUUCCCAAACAGAACAGGUUUCUGGGACUUUUCAUUUGUCUAUUAUGAAUGACAAAGCAGGGCAAAGCUGGAAAAAGACCUUUCCUGAGUACUGGCACAGCCAGAAGAGUUAAGACAUCGCAUGAAGGAGAGCCACAAGGUGACCUGUGUGACAGCGGUCUUAAAAACUGAGUGUGGCUGUCCUUUAGUAGGGCUCAUGAUGAUUGUCGUCAGUUUAGACCUUGAGCUGGGAGCUAGGUACUUACCUCUUGAUUUUUUUUUUUUUAAGGGUUUUGUCUUUAACAUUCAGUUCUUCAUUUUCCAUAUUGGCUUCUUCAAUGAUUAAAAACUUUCUGUGGUAAAAUAUACACGACAUAAAGUGUACCAUUUUAACCAUUUUGAAAUGUACAGUUCAUUGGCAUUAGUACAUUCACGUGGUCCUGCAGCCUUCACCACCAUCCAUCUGCAGAGCUUUCCCACCCUCCCCAGCUGCACCUCUGUCCCCAUUAAAUAGUAACUCCCUGCUUUCCCCUCCCUAGCCUGUGGAAGCCACCAUUCUACUUUGUCUCUAGGUAUCUACUAACUCAUGUUCCUCAUAAGACAAAUAAUAUUUGUCUUUUUGUGACUGGCUUAAUUUCACUUAGUGUAAAAUCUUCAAGCUUCAUCCAUGUUUCCAGUGGUUGAUUUUUUAAAAGUAUAUAUAUAUAUAUAUAUAUAGUCAUAAAUUUAUGACUAGUUUCUGUCCUUCCCAAUCUCAUUGGUUUAGAAGAUUAUAGAACCUCACACCCCCUUUGAUUCUGGGCCCCUCUGGCUUCCUCCCACUGCCUAUGGCUUUGUUUCACUGUGACUCUGGACUAUAUAGACUUAAGACAAUGUUUAGUAUAUUCCCUUGGAAAAAAAGCCUGGUCUGAAACCACGUGGCCCCGAGAGACUUCUGGUCAGUGACAAGGGUGGCUACCUGUGCCCUGUGCAGUGGUUUCCAGGUGCCCACGACUGCUCCACACUGGAGUCGAGCCUCCAGUGUAACCAAAUGAUUCUAAUCUCAUAUGUGACUUUCAUUUCCCAAAUACUGUAGGGUCAUCUGUCAAACUAGCCUUUCUUUAAGAGACCAGAUGUUAAAGGCCAUAUCAGAAUGCCAAGCAGCUGUCCUCUGUUACAUUCUUCUUCCCCUGCACUGUUCAGGCGGCUGGUAUGAUGCCUUCCGCCUGUGCGCGUGGGUGUGCGUGGGUGGGCGCUCACUGUCACUGCAUCACGAGGUGAAAGAUGCGCUUCUCAUUCCAUUCCAGUGUGGUCUCCUUGCUGACUUUCUCUUUUUUACAUUUAUUAUGAGCUACUGCAGUAGCUUUUAUUUUGGAUUUUACAAAUUAGUAGGAAAAGCAUUGGGCUUUGUCCUUUUUAAUCUCCUAAAACUUUGAGUACUAAAAUUUGCAUUUAAGUGAAGACAGUUUCACUUUCUUUAGGCUGAUGGUUUCAAAAUUUUGAUCUUGCACCUCAAUCGGUAAAAAAAAAAGUUUUAGCAUGUAUGUUUAUUAUAUGGGGUAUUUAUAAAUUUUACACAUUUCCUUUACUAAUAUUCAGUAUUGGUUGUUAUAAAACAGUAGUUUUUAAAAGAUGAACUAAAAUAAUACCUAGAACUGGUUCUUAUAUAUUGUCUUUCCCAUUGACAUGGUGGGAACCGUUUUUCAUGUGGUUUGGGGACCACAAUAUUUUAACCAUAGCAUAGUGACACUCAGGUGGGAUUACAACUACUGCUUUGUUUUUGUUGGUUUAAAUUUCCAAGCUUGCUUUUUAAGUUCCUGCAGACUGAAGGUCAUCCUGUAAUAUUACUUUUGAUAACAUAAAAAUAUGUUUAUGUUAGUGGCAUAAACCCAGGAAUAGGGCUGAGCAGGUGUGUGCCAAUUAUGGAAAACAGUUUGAGACUCAUUGUUCUAGGUAACAUCUAAGAGCCCUGGAGCACUGAGUCUUAAGUCUUAGCAUCCUACACAAGCAUUAAAAUGUACUUAUUACAUUCUCCUUAA